This is a messenger RNA of Solanum dulcamara, 580 nucleotides long. RefSeq lists its product as uncharacterized. Gene Ontology annotation, molecular function: structural constituent of ribosome. Gene Ontology annotation, biological process: mitochondrial translation. Bases 36 to 278 code for a protein of 80 amino acids. The record is from RefSeq and is a predicted model, not a curated record. The transcript is spliced from 2 exons. NCBI's taxonomy places the organism in Eukaryota, Viridiplantae, Streptophyta, Magnoliopsida, Solanales, Solanaceae.
UGUCUUUUAUACUUUACAGUUUGAACUGGUGAAGGAUGCGCCGCAAAACCGGUACCUUAUUCAUAAACCCAAAGAUCUUCGGAAGUCUCCAGAAACCUUGUGUGAAGGAUAUGGUCACAUUUCUUAAUUGUUCGACUCUAAAUCAUAACAAGGACGAUAAAUGCAGCAGGCAAAACUCACUUUUAAGUGCAUGCAUAGAGUCUCAGAGUGGCAAAAACAGAAAGCCUUGGGGUAUUAUUAAUUAUCACCUCCAGAGGCUUAACAGGGGAAGGAAAUAAUUUGUAUCAAUUUGCUUGUGUAUAACAUAGGCUACAGUAAUGUGCGUAGGUGUGUCAUUUAGCUGGCAUUCGACUUAAUAAAAAUCCUUACUAUGUCUUGCUGUAUUUGGAUUUUAUCCAUGACUUUUUCAUUUGUGUAGCUUUAGAGAGCUGGCUAUGACUAUGUUUCAAAACUUUCCUUUCUUUCCGGGGAAGUUUCAGUGCUUUGCUUCUGAUGAACCAUCAAAUAGUGUAAGCUGGAAAGGAUAUGAAUUUUUCCUUUCAACUAUGAAUAAAUAUUCACUCAUUUGAUCUUCUUGUUA